Acanthamoeba castellanii str. Neff is the source of this 2061-nucleotide messenger RNA. RefSeq names its product nucleoporin, putative. Gene Ontology annotation, cellular component: nuclear pore inner ring. Gene Ontology annotation, molecular function: structural constituent of nuclear pore. The record is from RefSeq and is a predicted model, not a curated record. Gene Ontology annotation, biological process: protein import into nucleus; RNA export from nucleus. The transcript is spliced from 16 exons. The annotation marks the transcript as partial. Lineage: Eukaryota; Discosea; Longamoebia; Acanthamoebidae.
AUGAAAUCGCUGCAGGCCCAACUGCUAGAUAAGAACUACAAGCGUGCAUCGCUGGAGAAGGUUCGCUCGGGCAAGGUGGAGCUUGGGGGCAAAGUCCAGACAAUUAAUGCAAGCGAACGCGACUUUGUAGCCAAGUUGAGCAAACGAUUGGACCUUGACGCGGUGGAGGCACUCAAGAUCUUCCGCAACUUCAUGAAGUAUGAAGCAACAGGACGCUUCGAGUACGAUGCCGAAACCUCCCUGCGCGAGGUCAUGCGGCACUACUACCGCGAGCGGCAAGCGCUGCUCAAGUGCCUCUCGGCCAUCUUCCGCAUCUCCAUGGCAGACCAAGAUAACGCCCCUGUCGAAGAGGCACAACAGCGGCUGAGCGAUCCCAAGAACAAGCUCGACCGUCGCAUGCUCGAGCAGUUUAUCAAUCUGUCGGACGAACCCGAAGCGAGACAAGACCAAGAGGCCUGGGCGAAGAACAAUCUCGAAGAGCAGAGUCUCUGCCUUGAGGUUCUGUUCCUCUACUUCUACUGCCGAGAGCCUGUGUUUGAGCCAGAGACCAUUCUCAGCUACGCGCGCUAUCUCAAGAAACACAUCGCAUGGGAUAAAAUCCAUCCACUGCUGGGCGAGGAGAGCCGGCCGCUCAUGAACAGGAUAUGCGUCCAGUGCGUAUUGAUUUUAUUGGCGCUGUUCGGUUUGGAGACCAUCGUCGAGGAUGGAGACCAAACGCCCGGNAGGGCGACGAAGCACUGCCUGCCGACGACACGGCAGCUGUUUGGCAAGGAGUUCGAGCAGUGGGCUCGAGACCUGAACGUGGUGCCGUUUUUGAGCGUAAUGACUCACGUGUUCGCUCGCAACGACCCACACGUUGCUGGCUACAAAAGUGUCAUCUGCGGCGAAAUAAGUGCUGCCUUGACGUGCUUCGAUAUUGGCGCCGUAGGGGAGUUUGAUCACCUGCUUCAGCUCUACCACGACAUCUUCUUCAACGAAACCGCUAUCACCCUCCCUUACUUGAAGGCCAACUUCACAAAGAAGUGCAACGCUCUCUACCACAUCUCGCGAUCAAGCUUCCCUCACGAGUUCGAUCCCUUCGUUCGACUGAGCCAAACAUUUGCUGCGGACUCCAUCUGCGCCGAGUUCAUGUUCCGCCAGAUCUUGGAACUGAAGCACUUCACCGUGUCUCGAGGCCUCGUACACCGUGUUGAUAGCGAUGAGUUCAUACAGUGGAACAUUGGCAACUAUUCUGGGUGGACCUACUUCAUGGGCAAGAUCUACGUACUAGCCACCAAGCUCUCCAAUCGACAGCCCACAUCGGCAUCGGAGAUCGUUCAGGUGACGCUGAUCCUGCGGCUUAUGAACCAGCUGUUCGCCAAGAAGGACGACCUGAUCAAAUACCUAAACGAUCACCUCAAAGGCACCAUGGGACGGAACACCAACCUGCUGCGUCAGCUCUUCACCCUACUGCGGACGUCCUCGAACCUUGCUUCUUCCUCGCCCGCGUUGCUGGAAAUGUUGGAUGCAUGCGUGCGGUGCAUCAACCACUUCGCCACCAGCCACCCGCUUCAGGUGUGGGAGGAAAUGCGACGCGGAGGAGUGCUGCAAGAGAUGUCGUCCUCUAUCAAGGGCAAGCCCGACGGUGACAUCAGGCAGAUUCUGAUGCUGGAGCAGAGGAACGGCCUCUACCCAAUUACGAUAUCCUUCCUCAACCUUCUCUAUACGCUGCUCAGUUAUGCGCGCAAGUGGCAGCUCCCAGAAACGCAAACAAACACCAUGCAAGACGAAGGGGACAUGGACUCGGUAUCCUUGGAGGAUUUCCACCCGUGCUUGUCCUUCGUCAAGGCUGACCUGUUCGCGCGCUACGAGUCCUGGCGCUACCAGAAGCCGCAACAAAAGCACAAAAUCGGAAUCAAGAUCAUGAACAUAUUUAUUGAUAUCCUCAGCGAAGACACCGUCAAGAACUUGACCGGGCAGACCCUGCCAAUGGCAAAGACGGAUAUGGACCUGUCCUUGGCGUCCCCCAUGGCCAAGUAUCAGCCGAUGACUCCUCUAGGUACCUUCAACAACCCAUUUCUU